Molecule: messenger RNA, 2233 nt
Organism: Dimorphilus gyrociliatus
Lineage: Eukaryota; Metazoa; Annelida; Polychaeta; Dinophilidae
Source: the annotation of a GenBank genome assembly
GAUGCUAAUGACAAUUAUCGGAAUUUGCAUAGGGCUUAUGGCUUUUUUACUUAAGCAAAUAUUAGCCGUUCUGGGCGACGCCAAGUGGACAAAGGCACGUCAAUUAGUAACGGAAAGCCUUCUUAAAAGUUGGGGAUGGACGGCAGGUAUUAGUGUUAUCUUUGUUCUACUCAGUUCCAUCCUAGUUGUUUUUGUUCAUCCACCUGCUGGAGGCAGUGGCGUUCCAGAAACCAUCACUUUCCUUAAUGGAAUUGUUAUUCAUCAAACGUUAUCUCUCCGUAAUUUCAUUGUGAAAUUCGCUUCCGUCGUCUUUGCAGUGUCCAGUGGACUACCAAGUUCAAUUCAAGGUCCAAUAAUUUCGUUAGGAGGAAUCGUUGGUUCCGGAGUAGGUCAAUUUCAAUCAAAGUCUUUAGGCUUUCAACCAAAAUGCUUUUCGAGAUUUCGAAAUGCCGAAGAUCGUCGAACAUUUACAACAGCUGGAGUUGCCGCAGGCGUAGCCGCAGCUUUCAAUGCUCCUAUCGGAGGUCUUCUCUUCGCAAUGGAGGAUUUAUCUUCUCAUUGGAAUAGGAAAUUAUCUUGGCAAACGUUCUUUUGUUGUUGUAUCUCCGUAUCGGUUGCGAAUUCUUUCAAUUCGGCAUUCGAUAGAUUCAAAUGGCAAGGCAGUUUUGGACUGUUUAGCCUAUGGGUUGCCGAACCAACUCAAGUGAACAUUCUCCUGCUGAUUCCAGCCAUUAUUCUCGGAUUGAUAGGAGGAGUUCUAGGCGCAAUAUUCACAAGACUAAAUGUCGCUAUAAUAGAAUUACGAAAAUUUCUAUUCGGGAAGAUAAAAAACUUGAAUUUACAAAGAUUAGUACAGAUAAUCGAGCCUUGCAUCAUAGUGUUAAUCAUGACAAUAUUUGUGAUUCUGAUGCCUUCCGCCUUUAAAUGUACGCAAAAUAGUGGUCUGGACCAGAAUGAAACCAGUAUCUUAGCUCGCCAGUGUAACUUAACAGUGUCUGGGGCUCUCUAUGGAAGAGCUUUUGGUCUUGCAAUCUUAGAUAUUUAUACCUCUCGGACCGGCCAUCAAUAUCCGAUAGAUUCUUAUUGGGAAUGGAUCGACCCAGGAGCGAUAGCCAUGCUUGGAGCGGGAAGUCUUCUCGGUGGUGUCACUAGACUAUGUCUCGCCGUUACCAUGAUUAUUGUUGAAAUGUCACAAGACAUCGACUUUGUAAUUCCAGUUAUGAUUAGCAUUUGGUCCGCCAAGGUUGUCGCCGAUCAACUAGCUUUACCUUUGUAUAAAUUCAUGUUGAAUAUUAAAUCUCUGCCAUAUUUGGACGCUGAAGCCGAAGUAGUAAUUGACAAUGAAAUAGUCAACUUGGAAUUGUACAAGGCAAGCCACAUUAUGGCGUCGUCUCCAAAAACCAUUCAUAGCGUUGAAUCGCUGAGUACAUUGGCAAGGCUACUGUUGGGAACAAAGCACGGAGGAUUUCCAGUUGUGAAAUAUGACGAAGUAACUAAAACCGAUAUUUGUUACGGACUGAUAACGAGGAAUGAAUUGUACAUCGUUAUGUGUUGCGAUGACGUCUACAACGAGGAGCAGAUAGGCAAAACUGUCACUCCAACAAUCGAAUGGGAGAAGAUAUCGGUGGAUUAUCUAACUGAUCCUUCGGCUAUGGAAGAAAGGGUAAGAACUUAUACGAAAUUCGACCAAUAUAGAAACAUCUACGUAAAUUUGGAACAAUUCAUUGACAAAAGUUGUACGAAAGUUGAUCAAGAAUACUCUGUGCAUAGAGUUUAUACUCUGUUUAGGACAUUGGGGCUUCGGCAUUUGGUAGUCAUAGAUUGUUGGAAUAGUGUUGUUGGAAUUAUAACUCGUAAAGAUUUAAUGAAUUAUCACUUAAAUGAGAGAUUGAGCCUCGUUGAGAGUAGUUGGAAAGUGGAAGAACAAAUAACUAACACUAGUAACGAAGAUAAAGGAGACAAUUCUGCCUACCAAAUCCUUCCUGCUGUAACAAUUUCAAGAAUAGAGGAAGAAACUGAGGAGACUUCUAGAAAAAAUACGAUAUCCUCAGUCGAUGAAGAGGCUGAUGGAAAGGACAGGAAAGACGAAAAUGGCAAUGCAAAGAGUCCCGCUAAAGAGGGGGAAAUGAAGGAAAGUUUUCAAGUCGUAACAGAGGUUAAAAUGAGAAGCAAUAAUAGAGCUAAAGGAAAUGAAGAAGCGGUUAGUGACGAAAGAGAAAAAAGUGAUAGCUAG